CCUCCAAACUGAUUGCUCAGGGGCGACAGACUCUAGACCAGCUUGCUUUGAAGCAACUGGAAGAGAUUAUGGAAACUACUCGUAAAGAGGAGGUGAAACCAAAAGAAAGUGAGGAAACGAUUGAUGUUGACAUCCAGCAGCUCAGAGAUACUCUGGUUGCCGAAGAAAGAAAGAAGGAAGAAUUAGUCAGAAGAAGAGAACAGGAACAGCGAAGGGGAGAAAAGGUUAAAGAGAUGAGACAAGUCAUAGGAACAGAAGUCGGUGAACAGACUGACAUGUCACAAACGUUGGCUUAUAUUGUGGCAUAUCUUACCUUUCUUGAGGAGAAGAUUGAUAGCCAACAAAAUCAGUUGGAUGAAAUCACUGUUGGAUUGAGAACAAUUGCUAAUAUUGUGAAAGAAAUCCAGACGUAUGUGAGUACCGCACCGGUCGAGCCGGAGUCCCAAGUCGCGUUCACCACUUCUUGCAUGGGUGGUGAGGCCAAGCAAUGGGUGUUGGUCGAGGCCAAUGCGGCGGGUUUCGAAGAUAUUGGUGAGUGGGCAAAGACACUGAUGCUGAAACAGUUCUUGGCGAAAACCAGAGACCGUUUACUCGACGAGACGACGACCGACAAGGCCUUUGACCAGUUGACAUCAAUUGGUCAAAAGCAUUGGACGAAAGUUGAGGCUUUGUCCCGAAAAGUUGAUCGAUUGUUGCAGGUUCCAGGAUUGAACUUGCAGGACAGCCAAGAGCUGUACAACUAUUCCCGCGCGUUGCCUGAGCCCAUCCGGGGACACUUAGUCACUGAAGCGAAAUCCGGUAAGUACAACUACAGGCAAUUUCGUGACCUUGCCCUGCAAAGGGAACAAAUGACUUCUCAAGUCAAGAAUUCCUAUGCAGCGGUAGUCAAGUCUGGAGGAGGAGGAGGAAGACAGUACAAUGGGAAACGAGUUCUCUGGCGACAGAAGCGCCAGGACCACACCCUUGUCGUCUUUGAUGAUGACACAGUGGAAAAGUGGCCAAACGAGGAGAAUGAUAACAACAGUGACUCCGGGAAGGGGGAAGUCACUACUGUUGUGGCCAAUAAGGGAGGACCACCCAGAACAGGAGGGAAGAAACAAAGAGCGUUUCCAUGGCACCCUGACAUUGAUGAUGGGAAGCCAUGGGUCGAAAUGGGUAUGACUAGAAAGACUUGACAGGAGCGCAUGGACAAUGCGCAAUGUCUCAAGUGCGACACAACGGGACAUGUGAUCGACUACUGCCCUCAGAUCCGGAACCCAAAAGCG
Messenger RNA from Chara braunii, 1265 nucleotides. Lineage: Eukaryota; Viridiplantae; Streptophyta; Charophyceae; Charales; Characeae. The record is from the annotation of a GenBank genome assembly.